AUGGAUUCGCGCUCCGUCAGCAACUUCGAGCUGAAGGCGAUCAACGCGUGGGACAAGCGGAACUUUACGCGCGGCUUCAAGAGCCUGUUCCUGGAGUACUGCUCCAACAGCUCGGUGCACGGUGUCAAGUACUUCGGUUGCCGGCGGCGAACACUGUUCGAAAAGAUCUGGUGGGUGGUCGUGUUCCUGCUGUCCGUGUACGGGUGCUGCCGGUUGAUACAGAACGUGUACCGGAAGUGGGACCAAACGCCGGUCAUCGUGAGCUUCGCCGAGAAGUCAACCCCCGUCUGGCAGAUCCCGUUCCCGGCCGUCACCGUCUGCCCGGAGACGAAGGCACGGAGCGAGUACCUGAACUUCACCCAGGUAUACUUCCAGAUGAACGAUACCUACCGCGACGCGAUGGCCAAUGAAACCUACGAUCGGUUCCGGGCGGUGGCGCAAGUUUGCGAUGCUCACAUCCUGCGCGAUGUUCCGCUUAACCAAACGUCCGAUCCUCAGUGUGUCGAUCUGUUGCGUAACGUAUCGAUGCCCCUCGAGUCGGCCCUGUUCUUCUGCCGAUGGCGAAAUGAAGCGGGCAAGUGCAGUGACCACUUCACCGAGACCAUCACCGACGAGGGGAUCUGCUUUACGUUCAACUCACAGUCCGCCGGGGAGAUGCUGCGGGUUGACGAGCUGCACCGGGAUUACGAGUACAUCUCGGAGAAGCGGCAGGCUCCACUGUGGUCACUGGAGCAGGGCUACGCGGAAAACACCGACCUGGACACGUAUCCGGUACGGGUGCUCGGUGCCGGUGCCCGGGCAGGGCUCUUCAUUCUGCUGAACCUGUACGAGGGCGAUACGGAUUUUAUCUGUCGGGGUCCCGUGCAAGGGUUCAAAAUUCUGCUCCACUCGUCGAGUGAGUAUCCCCAGGUAUCGAAGCAGUACUACCGGGUUCCGCUACACCAGGAGGUGAUCAUCUCGGUCAAACCACAGAUGAUCAGUACGUCGGCGGGUCUGCGUGAAUACACGCCCGAUAGACGCCAGUGUUUCUUCAACCACGAGCGCUACCUCCGGUUCUUCAAGGUGUACACCCAGCAGAACUGCGAGAUGGAGUGUAUCGCCAACUACACGCUGCGCCGGUGCGGCUGCGUCAAGUUCUCGAUGCCCCGGGACGACCGGACGGAGGUGUGCGGGGCCAGCAUGAUCGACUGCUACAACGAGGCCGAGGACGAGCUGCUCGAGGAGGACGUAAAGUACAUCGUCAACAAAUCGUACGACUUCCGGGCCAAAUGCAACUGUCUUCCGGGCUGCACCUCGAUCCAGUACGAUGCGGAAAUUUCGCAGGCCGACCUCGACUGGAAGAGCCUCUUCGCGGCGUACCGUCAGUCGCUCGAUGACGAGAAUGCCGGGGUCCAAUUUGCACGGCUAACGAUCUACUUCAAGGAGGCCCAGUUCAUCACCUCCAAGCGUAGCGAGCUGUUCGGUGUGACGGACUUCCUGGCCAACUGUGGUGGGUUGCUUGGACUGUUCAUGGGCGUCAGCCUGCUAAGCCUUGCCGAGCUGAUCUACUUCUGCUCGAUUCGCCCGUUCACCAUACUGCGAGGCUAUCGGGCGAAACGGCGUGAGUCGAACGUGUUCUAUGACCCACCGCCGACGGUGACGGUUGUGAAGGCGAAAGAGUUCUAA
Molecule: messenger RNA, 1665 nt
Organism: Anopheles bellator
Lineage: Eukaryota; Metazoa; Arthropoda; Insecta; Diptera; Culicidae
Product: pickpocket protein 28-like
Exons: 5
Coding region: 1-1665 (554 amino acids)
Biological process (GO): sodium ion transmembrane transport
Cellular component (GO): membrane
Molecular function (GO): ligand-gated sodium channel activity
Source: RefSeq, a predicted model, not a curated record